Molecule: messenger RNA, 2167 nt
Organism: Plutella xylostella (diamondback moth)
Lineage: Eukaryota; Metazoa; Arthropoda; Insecta; Lepidoptera; Plutellidae
Source: RefSeq, a predicted model, not a curated record
GUGAGUCAGGCGUAAAACAAGUUUUCUUUGUCUAUGGUCAGAAGCAAAUGUCAGAAUUUAAAAAUUGAUCGUUGGUCAAAGUUUGUUUUAUUGAAUUGUUUAUUUUUCUGUUUCAGCUUAGUUUUUCGCAGGAUAAUUUGUGGAAGAUGGAUGCCAUGCAAGAGAAACUGAAGGUGUUGAGAGACGAGCGAGCUGCGAGGGAGAAAGCACGACUGGAGAAGCUGAGGCAGCUGAAUUUACAAAAAUAUAAAAAGGAGGAGCUUCCUAUACAAAAAUCUAAACCAGCUCCAGCUAUUCUAAGAAAAACUAACUCAAUACCAAUAGCAACUAAAAGCACAGUUCAGCACACUAAUUUAAUCCCAUUAAGGAAAUCAAUGGCACCUUCAAAAGUGUCCGAACUUGCCAGAGAGAACAAAACAACAGCACCAAAAAAGGAAGAAAAUCCAAAGAAAACAAUACCAGCCAUUAUUAGAAAAACAAAUUCUAUUCCAUUGCCAACAAAGGCCACAGUUGCGCCCCAGAGCAAUGCUCAACGUAAAUCUAUGGCUCCAAUCAAAGUGGCUGAAAAUGCGAGAGAAAAAGCUAUUGCAUCCAAAAAAGUGGAAAUUCAUACUAAAAUUCAAUUGAACCCUACCAUACCGAAAAAGACGAGUUCCAUUCCACUGUCAAGAAAAAGUAUCAUUCCUCAUAGCAACGCCAUUCCACUAAGGAAGUCUAUGGCACCAGCUAAAGUUACUGAAAAUGCGAUUAGACAAAGAAAAUCUAUGGCACCAGUUCCACAAAAAACAACAACAGAAAGCAGUCAUUCAGAAUCCGUAUUUGACCGCCUGUACAAGCCUAAAAUGGCUGUUGAAAAGCCACAUUCGGACCAGAUCCAAAAACUUCAAUCUGACAGCAAAUUCAGAGACAAGAUCGUUCGCAAUGCUGGACUGAUUUCCAACAAACGCCACACAGUAUUUGAGCCAAAAUCAACUGUAACACUACCGGUCAGAAGGUCCAUUUCUGCCGUACACUUCAAGCGCAUAUCUAAGAAUGAGCUCCCUAACUGUAUGCACAAGUGGUCGUCAAGUGAGAACCUGAGCAAAGUCCACUUGAAGGAUAUUGACGAAGACAUAGCGGUCAACCAGGAUAAAGUGGUAUCAGCGGUGAAGAGCGAACGAAAGAAGGUUAAAUUCCAAAAACCUGUCUACAUGAACUUCAACACACCAACACCAGACGAACUACAGUCACGUCUAAAAAGCUGGCUUCAGAAGCGAGGGAAAUCCAUAGAUUCGUACCACCAUUUACAGUGCUUUGGUCUGCACCAUCUGACACAAUCCGCUAAGGACUUCAAGGCUUAUGACGAUGAGAAUAAGGAGAAUAUAGCUGUGGAAUCUGACAGUGACAAUGAUUCGUUCUGCGAUGCGAUGAACAACAAGACGGAUGAUAAUAAGUGGAGACGAGCAAGCUAUGUCAGUACUGCAGAGUUUGAUGAGACAAAAGACACAUUAGAUUCAGAAGAGGUGGUAUCUGAAGAGAUUGGGCAAGACGAAGAUCAGCUGCUGGUUGGUGCCCUGAAUGACCUUGCGGAGUUGUUGAAGGAGGGUUUCGACUGGGAGCAGUGCGCGCGCUGGCUCCGGGCGAUCCGGGUUCGGUUCCCGGCCGCGGCGGAGCUGGGCGCGUACUGGGAGUGCCGCGCCGCUCUGGAGGAGCGAAGGGGGAACCUGCCAGAUUCACUGCACUGUUGGGAGGAAGCUAUUGUUAAUGGGACUGAGCGUUCAGUAGUGGAAGCGAACCUAGACCAGCUCCUAGACAAGUUCAUGCAGCUGAAGAUCAGCCCGCACAGCGCGAAGAAGCAGCGGCCGGUCAACCCGAGGCUGAUAGAUGUGAAGAAUGUCUUCAAAAGCACCAUUAUUAGGUUUGCCGUGCAGCAGGCUAAGAUUCGCCAAUCCGUCCAGCCGGACCCCUCCUACACAGUGACUCCGGUGCGGCGCUCCAACCGCUUGUCCACCAACAAAACGCCCGGUCAAACGCCGCGGUCCGCGCGCCAACCGCUCGUCCAGAUCUGCGCGUCUCUGAGCCACAUCGACCCGAGUUUGGCGGGGAAAACCACGUUUGUACCCAAUGGUACGAUACUGAACACGCCUUAGGGGUUUAGGAGCAUAGACAUAUAUGAGACGAGAUGCCA